Molecule: messenger RNA, 2616 nt
Organism: Nothobranchius furzeri (turquoise killifish)
Lineage: Eukaryota; Metazoa; Chordata; Actinopteri; Cyprinodontiformes; Nothobranchiidae
Product: trophoblast glycoprotein
Biological process (GO): negative regulation of canonical Wnt signaling pathway
Cellular component (GO): plasma membrane
Molecular function (GO): protein binding
Source: RefSeq, a predicted model, not a curated record
GAUGUGCAUUUUUGCAACGCGUUUGUUUUUGGGAGUUCUCUUUUGUGCACCCUACCAGUGCUCGGGGUGUCCGCUUGGCUGCGAGUGUUUCGCCGUCACUCACACUGUGAAGUGUGUGUCCAAGUCUCUGCUCAGAGUGCCACAAAACAUUCCGGGGUAUGCCCGGACUGUCGUCAUCACUGGGAAUAACAUCCAUCAGAUUGGAGCGGAGUCGUUCUCAGAGCUGGAGAAUGUCACAAACGUCAUUUUGAGCAACAACAGGAUCACAGAGCUGGCGGCCCACACCUUCUCUGCCCUCAUCAACCUGAGAUUCCUGGACCUCAGUGGGAACCAGCUAGCCCUCAUCCAUCCAGAGGCUCUCAGCAUCCCUGGAAGUCCUCUCCAAGAGCUCGACCUGAGCUGUUCUCUGUUCAACUUCACCGCCCUGACAGACCUCGCCACGGCUCUGCGCUGGGGUGGCCUCUGGGGGCUCCUCCGCCUUGACCUCUCUGGAAACCGUCUGGCCCUGCUUCCACCUGGGAUGUUCUCCCACGUCCCCAGUCUACAGCAGCUCCUUCUGUCCAACAACUCGCUGGUGGCUGUCUACAGCGGGACCUUCUCUGGCAUGGAUCACCUGGAGACCCUGGAUCUGACACACAAUGCCUUUGGGACUUUCAGGAAUGAUGCUCUACAAGAGCUGGAGAGGCUCGGGAAUGUCAGAAUCCUUCUCGGUGACAAUCCGUACACCUGCUCUUGUGAGAUCCGAGAGUUUGUCACGUGGCUGAAUGACUCCAGAGCCCAGGUGGAUGUGGAUGCCGUCAGAUGUGUGUCACCAGCAGGUGUAACCAAUGUCCGGCUGCAGGGACUCACUGUCCAGGCCAUUGGUUGUGUCUCUCCAGUUCUCCCUGAGGUGACUGACCUCACGCUGCAGACGUCGUACGUCUUCCUGGGUCUGGUUCUAGGCCUCGUGGGCAUGAUUUUCCUGUUUGUGCUUUACCUGAAUCGCAACGGCAUGAAGAAAUGGAUCAUAGAAACGAGAGAUGCCUGCAGGGACGUUCUAGAGGGGUACCACUACCGGUAUGAGAUCGACUCAGAUCCUCGGCUGGGGCGCAUUGCAGCCGACAGCAGCAGGCCGCAGAAGCAUGGAGGACUGGCCCCGUCUCAGCAGCUGCCUAAUGACACCUGCGUUGUCCAGGACCCCACAGAAACACACGUGAAACGGGCAACUACCUCCCCAUCAAAUUGACUUCUGAUGUUUGAGUGUAAUUAGUUAACAAAAUUUGAUUUUCUGUGAAUUUGACGCAGUUCCAACCUUUAAAACCCUUGUUGAAAGUGCCUUUGUGAUCGUAAGGCAAGUUUUCUCAUUGAAUUGAGCUUCUUCCUGUUUGUUGUUUCAUCAUUAGAGUUUGGGGUGGAUUUUUAAUCAAAUGAAACCAUUAAUUAAACAAUUGUGCUAAAUAAAAACUCCACGAAUAAGCCAUCCCAUGUCCAUAUUAUUGAAUUUUAAACCAGCUGAAGAUUAAAAAUGUGUUUUCUGCCGAAACAAAAAUGAUUUUCAAGAAGUCACAAUUGUUUGUAACCCCAAACAGCUGCUAGAAAUUAAAAAUGCAAACCAAACAAGAGCAACGCUCUUAGGUUAUUUAUUUGAUUAACCCCAUCUUUUAAUUAACUCAUCAGUUUGAUCAAAAGGUUUACAUAAAACUGAAUUAACUUGGAUGAUUUUGCAACCAGUUACUAACUCAAACUAAUCGGAAUUUUAAUCAUUAAUAUUUAUAUUAUAUUAAUACAACCCAUCGUUUAAAGGCAGCCUUGAAAUCAGGGGCGUGUCCAGGGAGUGGCCUGGGGUAGCACAUGCCACCCUUGGAAUCUGAUUGGCCACCCCAGGUGCCACCACACUAAGUUCCAGUUUAAAUUGACUUUACAUUGUCGACAAAAGGCUUGGGUUGUAAACUCCAAAAUAGUGUGUGGUUGCAUGCACCUUUCACCUUGUUUUCUAGCCCAGGUAUGCAGUAUUAAUAUUAUUUAAUAUUUUUCAUAUUCACAUACAUAAUAUUUAGAGUCCCACUCAACUCCAGUUGGUGGCAGUAAUGACAAGAAGUGACUUGCUAACCACCACAAAAGUAGAAGAUGAAGAGGGGGAAAAAAUUGUGAUUGUGCAACGUGACACUCAAAAAUUCACUAGAAAGUAAAUAAAUAAACGAUUUGUGUAAAUAAAUAAAUAAGCAUAACCAUUGGUGCCACCCAUGGGCCACCCCAUUUUAAAAGUCCUGGACACGGCUCUGCUUGAAAUGUGUCUUUUUUUUAGUCAAACCAGUAAAGUUUACACUGUGCUUGUUUAGCCACAUUUUAAAUAGCUUAAAUUAUAAUUUUAUCUCUUUUUGCAUUAGUAGUCAAUGAUUGUACACACACACACACACACACACACACACACACACACAGCACAUAAAAUAUUAGUAUUUGCUGUGGUGAAACGAUUAUUUAUUACUAUUAUUGUUUACCCAGUUAGUGCCCCUAAUUUCGCAUAUAUUAGCAGGCCUAUAGAUUGUUGUUGGAUGACGAUAAACAUGUUAAUUCUGAAUAAACUCUGGAUUUAAUUGUUCUUUGCCCUCUUUCUGUGACUCUGCUGGGCGCUGUGCU